UCUUCCCAGUCGCGGGCCCGAGGGCCAGAGACGAGGCUGGACUGGGGAAGACUUGGUCUGGCCCAACUGCACCCCGAGUUGGCCCCUCUUGCCUUUUUUAGUGUUGGGGAGCACAGGAAAACUUCAGGAAGAGUGUCGGGGCAAUUCCCAUGAAUUGGUUUGUAAAUGUGUGCAGUGAGCGAGCCGAGCCGAGAGGAAGCGAGAGCGCCCGAGUUUGCAAAGAGCUGCUUUGUGUUUGGUAUUUUGAGAAAAUGGCCGAAUGCCUAUUUCAGCCAGGAAUGCCGCCGCCGAGGCAGGCGCUGGUGGCAGGAGCACAUAGGAAUUCGUGCAACACAUUGGGCUUUGGAACUUUACUUGGAUAGUCUUACUAACAAACGUUAAAAUUCCUUUAGGGAUGGUAGUUAGGGUUUUUGGGGAGUAUUGGAAGAGUCGGUGUUUGUUUGGUUAAAUAAGCAAGUAACUCGGGCUAUUAAACCUUGGGACAGCUUUUGCCCUCGGUUUGUUCUCUGUGAUGGCAUUUGAUUCCAACUUUUGUUGGUACAUAUAACUCAACCGGUUUGUGUUUAUACAUUUUGGUGAAACGGAUUACUUUUGUAUUUUGGAUCUAACUUUUUUAGUACUUUAUGUAAUUUGCAAGAGAACAUCUACUUUGAGAAUAGUACCCAAAGGUUGGAGAGCAACCUGGUUAAGAGGAUUUUAAAAAGCCCAGCAUGUUUUCAAGAAGGUGAUCUUGUAAUGGCUUCCCACUAGGCAAGUAGGCCAAGUCAAACACGAUGCAAAAAAGUUGCUGAUUGUUGAGUUGAGUUGUAUGAUUAUUUUAUUUUAUUAGGUGUGCAAAAAGAUUCUUUAUCUUCAUUUGUGAAAUUUUGAGUACACCAAACUUUUUCACAGGAAAAGAAGGCUCGUAUUUUUGUUUCCCCCUUUCAAACAGGACAAAUCAGAAAAAAAAAGAAACUACCAAUACAGUUAUGGCCACCCAGGUAAUGGGGCAGUCUUCUGGAGGAGGAGGGCUAUUCAACGGCAGUGGCAACAUUGGCAUGGCCUUGCCUAACGAUAUGUAUGACUUGCACGACCUCUCCAAAGCUGAAUUGGCUGCUCCUCAGCUUAUCAUGUUGGCAAAUGUGGCCUUAACUGGGGAAGUAAAUGGCAGCUGCUGUGAUUACCUAGUUGGUGAAGAAAGACAGAUGGCAGAAUUGAUGCCUGUUGGGGAUAACAACUUUUCAGAUAGUGAUGGAGAAGGACUUGAGGAGUCUCCUGAAGUAAAAGGCGAACCCAAUGGACUGGAAAACAUGGAACUGGAAAGUUUGGAACUCAGUGUUGCAGAGCCACAGCCUGUGUUUGAGGUACCAGCUGCCCCAGAAAUUUAUAGCUCAAAUAAGGAUCUUCCUCCUGAAACACCUGGAGCAGAGGACAAAUGCAAAAACUUGAAGACCAAACCCUUUCGCUGUAAGCCAUGCCAGUAUGAAGCAGAAUCUGAAGAACAGUUUGUGCACCAUAUCAGAGUUCAUAGUGCCAAGAAGUUUUUUGUGGAAGAAAGUGCAGAGAAGCAAGCAAAAGCCAGGGAAUCUGGCUCUUCCACUGCAGAAGAGGGAGAUUUCUCCAAGGGCCCCAUUCGCUGUGAUCGCUGUGGCUACAAUACCAAUCGAUAUGAUCACUAUACUGCUCACCUGAAACACCACACCAGAGCAGGGGAUAAUGAGCGAGUCUAUAAGUGCAUCAUUUGCACGUACACCACAGUAAGCGAAUAUCACUGGAGAAAACACUUGAGAAACCAUUUUCCAAGGAAAGUAUACACAUGUGGAAAAUGCAACUAUUUUUCAGACAGAAAAAACAAUUAUGUUCAACAUGUUCGAACCCAUACAGGAGAACGCCCAUAUAAAUGUGAACUUUGCCCUUACUCAAGUUCUCAGAAGACUCAUCUAACUAGACAUAUGCGUACUCACUCAGGUGAGAAGCCAUUUAAAUGUGAUCAGUGCAGUUAUGUGGCCUCUAAUCAACAUGAAGUAACUCGCCAUGCAAGACAGGUUCACAACGGGCCUAAACCUCUUAACUGCCCACACUGUGACUACAAAACAGCAGAUAGAAGUAACUUCAAAAAACAUGUAGAGCUACAUGUUAAUCCACGGCAGUUCAAUUGUCCUGUAUGUGACUAUGCAGCUUCCAAGAAGUGUAAUCUGCAGUAUCACUUCAAAUCUAAGCAUCCUACUUGUCCUAAUAAAACAAUGGAUGUCUCAAAAGUGAAACUAAAGAAAACCAAAAAGCGGGAGGCUGACUUGCCUGAUAACAAUACCAAGGAAAAAACAGAAACAGAGCAGAUAAAAACAAAGGGGGAUGUGGCUGGAAAGAAAAAUGAGAAGUCUGUAAAAGCAGAGAAAAAAGAUAAUGUUUCAAAGGAGAAAAAGCCUUGUAGUAAUGCUUCGAUCCAAGUGACUACCAGAACUCGCAAAUCAGCAAUGGAAGCUAAAGACGCAGAUGUGCGUACAGGAAACAAUUCAGAAAAAACCUGUAAAACCAAGAAAAGUAAAAGGAAGGUAGAAGUGGAAGCCCAUUCCUUACAAGAUUCUGUUAAUGAUGAGGAACCUGUGACAAAAAAGAAAAAGAAGACAGAAAGCAAAUCCAAAAAUAGCCAGGAAGUGCCAAAGGCUGAGAACAAAGUAGAGGAGAAUAAGAAGCAAAAUACUUCUGGGAAAAAAAAUACAAAGAAGAAAACUUUGAAAAAUAAUAAAUCAAGUAAAAAAAGCAGCAAGCCUGCUCCGAAGGAGACUGUUCAGAGGGGGCCUGCUCAGACAGAGCCACCGCCUCCCGUGGAGCCUUCCGUGGAGUCUUCCGUGGAGCCUCCCGUGGACCCUCCCGUGGAGCCUGCUCAGAUGCAGCCUGUUCACACAGAGCCUCCUCCUCCCCAGCCUUCUCUGAUGGAAGUUGUUCAGAAGGAGCCUGUCCACAUGGAGGAGCCCCCUCCUGUGGCACCUCCUUCUCUGGUGGAGCCCCCUGUGGUGGAGCCUCCUCCCCCCAUGGAGGAGCCUGUUCCUGUGGUGGAGCCUGCUCCUGUUCCGGAGCCUCCAGUUUCCAAAAGGUCUCCUCAAAAAGAUAAGAGAAAGGAAAAGUUGAACAUACAGAAUGAAAUGGCUAGGAAGGAGCAAGUCCUUAUUGAAGUUGGCUUAGUGCCUGUUAAAGAUAGCCAGCUUCGGAAGGAAAGUGGAGGGGCACAGGAUUUCUUACCACCAUCACCACCAUUGCCAAAGGAAAACUUAGAAGAAGAGGAGUCAGCAGACCAAAAAUCACUCACUGAAUGCGAAGAAAAUAAAGAAGCUCCCCUUCAAAAAGUAGAAGCAGAAGAGGCAGAUAAGAGUCUAGCUGGUCUUGCUGCUGUUGUCAAGGAAUCUGCCGAUACUUCAUCCUCUGAACAGAACUUGAAUAUGCCAGAGGGGGAAACUUCAGAUGGUAAACAUCAGGCUGACACUGGGCUUUGUGAAAUGGAUACUAGUGAGAACAAAACAGAGAAUCCCUCUGGAAAAGACUCAGCAGUCGAGCCAGUUUCACCACUGCUUCUUCCCCUACCAACAGAAAAAGGUGAAGCAGUGUUCAAAACUGGCGUGGCAUCACCUCCUGUUACCAUUGCAGUCAACGAGUCUCAGGAAAUGGAUGAAGAUGAAGGCAUCCACAGUCAUGAUGGAAGUGACCUAAGCGACAACAUGUCAGAGGGUAGUGAUGAUUCUGGAUUAAAUGGGGCCCGGCCAGUUCCACAGGAAACUAGUAGGAAGAAUGCAAAGGAAGCCUUGCCAGUCAAGGUGGCUGAGGGAGAUUUUGUUUGUAUUUUCUGUGAUCGUUCUUUUAGAAAGGAAAAAGAUUAUAGCAAACACCUCAAUCGCCACUUGGUUAAUGUAUACUUCCUUGAAAAAGCAGCUAAAGGGCAGGAGUAAUUAAACUUUGGAAACGGCUUCAGUUCUUAGUUCGUAAGGUCUACAUUUUAUAUUCAUUUAUACUGGUAGACCACCUUUUAUUUUUAGAAUUGCUUUAAUUAGUGUCUGAUGUUGAUUUUUAAGUGGCACUCUUUUUCUUAGGACUCUGUAUACCUAGUGUGUAAAUUUUAGCAAAUCCAAGGGAGUUAGUGUACUAAACCUGCAGACUCCUAAAUCUUUUAGCUUGUGCAUUUAAUUGGAACUAGAAGGCCAAGGUGGUAUUACAGCAUUCUGUUGCUUUUUCUAGCUAUGACUUGUCAGUUUCCUCCCCAUGUCUGUCUUCCUGUUACAAUUUAGUUUAUUCUUAAUUUUUUGUUUAGCUCUAUUAAAAUUGGCAUACUUAAAUAGCAAAUUACUUGAAGAAUUUGCCUGCUUUAUAUAAAGUUAGCACUUUAAAAUUUUUUUAGAGGUGAGAAGAGACAUUUAAAUUGAAAAAAAUCUCCCAACAGUGGAUAUUGUUUCAGUCCAGGUAUUUACUCCCGAGUUUUGAUCAAUAUUUCUUAUUUGUAUGUUAAUCGUCAUAAGAACAUUGAUUUUGUUUUUUUAUUUUAUUUUUUUAUUUUGGUGCUUUAAUGGCUAUAUUGCACAUUGUGUUUUUUUUUUAACCUAUGCAGUUAAAUUUUUCCUAGAUAUAGCAUUUGUGUUGAGCAGUAACACUUUAUACAUAUAUAUGCAUGUUUAUUUUGUCCUCUUUGGAAGGAUGCUUUUAGUCUUGUUUGCAAAAGGGCAGUUUUUCUUUUGCUGCAAUUGUCUUUUUUGCAGAAUAUUAGUGUGUGCAAGUUUGUGAGCAAAUGAAACAUGCAGGUUCAAGUCAUCGAUUUUGAUUUUCACAUCUUAUAUCUAUGCCAGAUCUGUAUUUCAUGUAAGUUAUUUAUUUUAAGUGGAUGUAGUAAAUUCACAGCUCUCAAUUUGAACUUUGCAAUAAAUGAACCACUAGGCUCUAUAUUGAAUGGAUUUUUCUCUCAAAUACCAACCAUAAGUAAAGUUUAUUGGCUUGUUUUAGUACAGCUACUGCUUAAAUGUACAGUAUUAAGUCAUCUUUGAGGAAAACUUUUUUUCGUAGAUGGUUGGUGUCCAUAUGACUACUCAGCUGAGUAAAGAACUGUGUGACAUUGGGAAAUUGCAAACCUGGAAUUAAAAGACAUAUACCACCUGCAACUUACACAGAAUGUCAGUUGUGAGAUUCCAAAGCCAUAGCAAUUAUACUGAAAACCUAGGAUGAUAAAUGCAGUAUGAGUGCUGAUUGACCAGCUGCUACUUCCUAUGAGUAUAAUGAAAAAGGCUGGUGAACCUUAAUUACAGUUCAGAUUUAAAAAAUCACACUUUCUCAGGGAUCUCCACAAAUUAGUGGGUUUCCUGGCUGUUCCUGUGACAGCCUCUUUAUACAGGUGAGGCCUCAAAUGAAUUGCAGCUAUCCUGGUGUUCCUAUGGGAAUACUUUGUAUGGGCAAAGGAGUGUGUAUUCCCAAACUAUUUUGGUAGGUUCUUUGGCCAGGUGCUAAAGAAUAUGGAAAUCCAACAUAGGAUUUUUCUUGCUGGUAGUAUUCAUUGCAGUAAAAAUAAACUAUGGUCCCAGUAGGGAGUCUUGAACAAUUCUGAUUUUUCAUUUUCUGUUCUGAAAUAACCACUUUAUGUUUCACUUAUUAUCAUUUUAAUCUGGUGAUCUCUUUGGGGCACAGGUUUCAGAGUUUGGCAGUGCAACAUGAAGAAGAUUAGGAAAAGCAUUGAUGAAGUGUGGGUGGAAAACUUGCUAAAAAUCUGAGAGUGAAGUUUGAGUUGAAAGACGUUUGAAUUGAACUUUGAAUUGACUGGGAGGCCAAAGAUUGAAAGAUGAUUCUCUCAAGACGUGAGGAGUAAGUUGUGUGUUCAUGGUGUGUGUUUUGUGUGCAUGAAUGGGAAUUUGUAAAUGAUGUUGAAUUGAAUUCUAGGUGAAUUCUCAGCUCCGACAAUCAUUGUCAACAGAAGAUCAAGCUGCAAAUAUUUAUGUUUUAAAACUUAAAUUAUAAAGCUAGUUAAAUCUUUCUAACAACUAGUUUUGAUGUUCAUGGGUACAUUUUAUAUAAGUUGUCUUUUACUUUAUAUGUGAAAAGAUUCCUGUUAAGUACAGAUUAGAGUCUGGGAAUCAGUUUUGGGGAUAGGUUUUUGUGGAUUUUUUCAUACUACAAAAAAAGAAAAAAAUUGACCUCUGUGGAAUUGGAUUGAUUUUCUUAUUUAGUUUUAAAGACCAGAACACCAAAAACAAAAAUAUAAAGGAAAUUAAAACCCUUUAUUGUUUAAUUAUCUGGAAAAAUUUUUACUAGAAAUUGAGUAGGACUUGAGGCCUUUAUUCCAGAAAACAAGGACUUGAUUGUCAGGCCUAUAUUAGGUUCUGAACCUUAAUGCCAUGUAUUUGUACUUACUAAAAAUUGUUUCAGUGAAAAGUAUAUUAGUAAUAUGAACUUCUAGUCUAGUUGGGAGUUCUUCCAUUUGCAGAAUGUGAUAUUUGCAUGGAACUGUUUGAAUCUUUGCUUUUUCAGUUUCCCCUCCACUGGAUAGAAUUGAAACUAGAAUUUUCCCUUUUGAUAAAGGAAUAAAAAGUGAAACAUGUUAUAUGUAAAUUGAUGUUUAGUAACUAGAGAUAAACUUGAAAUCCUAGAAGACAUUAUAAGCCUAAUCAUAGGUAGUUUUAUGAAAAUGUAUCUCUUAACUAUCUUUUUGCAUCUGUAAUGUUUUCAAGAUAUUUUAAGUUAUAUAUUUUUCCUCUUUUCAGAGCUGCUUUGGGGCUUUUUUUUUUUUUUAAUUGAAGUGUAAUUUACAAGGGGUAACAAUUUUUGACAAGGCUUCUUAUAACUAUGGCUGGAUGUUUUUUCUAGUCUUCCAAGAAGGGCCAUUUUAUUUUUUAGAGUCACUUCUAAAGUCCUGUGGUCUUUAACUUUGGGGACUGUUUUGCAUUUAAGUGCUAAUACAUAUUUAAACCCAAGUAGACCUCAUCACGUGUCACCCUCUGAAUGUUGAGGAUGGAAGGACUACCUUGCCUGUAGUAUCAGUAUCAGUUCUGGACCGAAAAGCUGGGGAAGAAAUGUAAUUUGCUUUUUUGCAUAAAUCAGAAAAAUAGCUAGUAUAUGGAGUUUCCUUGUUGACCUCAGCAGAUAAACUGAGCUGAUAGUGUUAUUCAGAUUCAGGAAGUUAUCUGAAUCUUGGUUUGUGUAGAUUUGCAAUCUACAUGCAAUAUUAACUAAAUCAAAUAGCUUUUACAGUUUCACCCGUGUACAUAGGCUCUCACCACCCUUUUCAGCAUCCAUUAGUUAUUGAACUUUGUAAACUGGCAUGGAAACAUUGCAACACUAUUUUGUUGCACCAGUUUUAUAAACUUUUACAGUGCAAUACGUGUUAUUUUUCAGAGACAAACCAAAGGUUAAUUUCUCAAGGUUCUUGCUGCCUGCUUUAGCAGCAUUUGAUGGAUGAUCUUUUAUAUACAUUUGUAAUAGAUGAAAAAUAAACCAGAUUGCAAAUCCUUUUUUUUUAAUGCUUAAACCAUGUACCAAGAUGUUGGUCCAAAAUCAUGUAAAAUAAGUUAAAUUGCAUUCUAUUAACCAUUAUGAGUGUAUUUCUGUAAGCAUAGUUAUGUUGAAAUAAAGUUUUAAAAAGCA
Phyllostomus hastatus (greater spear-nosed bat) is the source of this 7587-nucleotide messenger RNA. It is a transcript of the gene REST, whose product is annotated as RE1 silencing transcription factor. The record is from RefSeq and is a predicted model, not a curated record. Lineage: Eukaryota; Metazoa; Chordata; Mammalia; Chiroptera; Phyllostomidae. The transcript has 4 exons. Gene Ontology annotation, biological process: regulation of gene expression. Bases 969 to 3920 code for a protein of 983 amino acids. Gene Ontology annotation, cellular component: nucleus.